Molecule: messenger RNA, 1483 nt
Organism: Gastrolobium bilobum
Lineage: Eukaryota; Viridiplantae; Streptophyta; Magnoliopsida; Fabales; Fabaceae
Exons: 9
Coding region: 163-1272 (369 amino acids)
Molecular function (GO): oxidoreductase activity
Source: RefSeq, a predicted model, not a curated record
UUGUGGAAAAAGUAAUGUGCAUUGUGCACUCUCCGGUUCGUGUCAUCAUCACCACCAUGACACUUGCCAACGUUACAACAACUUCCUCUGCCUCUCUCUCUCUCUCUGUCUCUGUGUGUCUCUCUCUAGGACAUUUCAGAACCCAUUUGUAGCAACGAAACAAUGAGUGGCACCGCCUUUAAGGUUGCUGUGUUGGGAAGUGGAAUUUCAGGAGCAGUGUGUGCAUCAACUCUUGCACGAAAUGGGGUUUCUGUAACUCUGUUUGAAUCAGCUAGAGGCCCUGGUGGACGCAUGUCCCAGAGAAGAGAUAAAACUGAAGAUGGGAAGGAGCUGCAUUUCGACCAUGGUGCUCCGUUUUUCUCAGUUAGCAAGUCUGAAGUGUUAUGUCUAGUUCAAGAGUGGGAGUCAAGGGGUCUAGUAGCUGAAUGGAAGGAAAAGUUUGGCUCAUUUGAUUUUCACACCCUUAAAUUUAACAACACAGAGCAGGAAGGAUUAAGCAAAAGAUUUGUGGGUGUUCCAGGCAUGAAUUCUAUAUGUAAAGCAUUAUGCAAUGAGAGUGGUGUGGAAAGCAAGUUUGGUGUGGGUAUUGGAAGAGUUGAAUGGUUGGCAGAUGAAAAUUUGUGGUCAUUGACUGGGACGGAUGGACAACAUCUUGGUCAAUUUAAGGGGCUUGUUGCAUCAGACAAGAAUAUAGUUUCUCCCAGGAUUUCAGAGGUGACAGGACGGUUACCACCUCUUGAUUCAAAGUUGGUGCCAGAGUUGUCUGAAAAGUUGUUCAAUCUUCCUGUUAGGCCGUGUUUUGCUGUAAUGCUGGCGUUUGCAGAGCCUCUGUCAACAAUUCCAGUCAAAGGCAUCUCUUUUAAAAAUUCUAAAGUUUUAAGCUGGGCUUAUUGUGAUAGCAGCAAGCCAAGCCGUUCUACUACAAGUGAAAGAUGGGUUCUUCAUUCAACAGCAGAAUACGCAGAGGAUAUAAUUGCUCAAACUGGAAUGAAGAAGCCCUCAGACAUUACACUGAAUAAAGUGACUGAACAGCUUUUCCAAGAAUUUCAAAGCACAGGGCUUAACAUAUCUCAACCCUUUUUCAAGAGAGCCCAUAGAUGGGGGAGUGCAUUUCCAGCUGCUAGUAUUGCCCAAGACAAAAAAUGUCUUUGGGACAGAAACAAGAGACUAGCCAUCUGUGGAGACUUCUGUGUUAGUCCCAAUGUUGAAGGUGCCAUAGAUAGUGGCUUGGCAGCAGCAUUAAGGCUUAAAGAUAGUGUCAGCUGUUUAUAAUUGGAGCCUUGAAAGUAUUAUUAUUUGUAGUUGUUCAAACUUCUAUCUGAGCUUAUUUUUGCUGGGAAAACUCAUGUUUAAAUUUCUUUUAAGUCAUUGCUGUGUUACCAAGUAAGAUAAUAAGGUAAACGUGUUUACGUUUAUAGAUGAUGGACAAAUCUACUGUGACUAUGAAUUUGUGAUCAUGUUAUCCCUUUUUUGUUAAAUAGAA